UUUGUGCACCGUAUUUAAUUCCUCACCAAAACAUAAAAUGGGAUCAAGAAUUCUUUCCAUCCUCAUUAUAUUCUUCGUACUUCCGUAUUUCGCCAUUUGUCGCAAAUGUGACCAAGUUGUGAAAGAAGUUUCGCCCGAGAUUCUCAGCUAUCUUGGAAAUGUGUCCUUCGCCGCUCCCGGACCGUCUGGCGGAUCUACGUGGACCUUGUACAUGAAAACUACAGCUCCCUUCACAUUCAUUGGUGGUUGGGAUGUCCGUGUAGAAAGUGACGCUGAAAAGGGCAUCGUAACUUUUCAUAACGCCGAUGAAUGGGUCGUGAAAGCAGGUGAAGAAAUAUCGUUCCGAUUUAGGAUUCACUAUGCUCCUGGUACUAGGAAAAUUCCGCACGUGAAAUCAUUGCAAUGGGAAAAGUGGACAAUUUGCGAAGGGACAACCUUACCUCAAAAACUCGAAAGUUCUGACAGAAAAAGUAUCAGGAAUGACUUGUUAAGGAAAAGGAAAAAUGUAUACGAAGAAAGAAAGUACGGGUCAAAAUCGGAUAAUAAUUACGUUCGACCAUAGUUUAUAAAGUAUCAUGUCAUAAUUUUGCAUUAAUUUAUAUGUAUAUUGAAGCGUUUCUAAAUUGCAAUAAAUUUUUUGCCAUUUAAUAAAGUGAGAAUUUCUCAGAAA
This is a messenger RNA of Folsomia candida, 670 nucleotides long. RefSeq lists its product as uncharacterized. Bases 38 to 562 code for a protein of 174 amino acids. NCBI's taxonomy places the organism in Eukaryota, Metazoa, Arthropoda, Collembola, Entomobryomorpha, Isotomidae. The transcript has 3 exons. The record is from RefSeq and is a predicted model, not a curated record.